Molecule: messenger RNA, 1493 nt
Organism: Contarinia nasturtii (swede midge)
Lineage: Eukaryota; Metazoa; Arthropoda; Insecta; Diptera; Cecidomyiidae
Exons: 2
Coding region: 89-1438 (449 amino acids)
Source: RefSeq, a predicted model, not a curated record
CAUUAAGUCAACAUAACAUAUAUAAAUUGUAUGUUUCUCUAUUCUUCAUCAAACAAUAUAAUUUGCCCGUGAUAUUACAUUCUUUUCAAUGGAUAUACCAAGUCCAGACUCGAGAAAAAAUAUUCUGGACGUUCUGAACAAAGAUUGUGUUCAAGAAAUAUUACGUCGUUUAAUGUGUUUAGAAGAUAUUCAAAGCGCAGCCGAGGUAUGCAGUCGAUUUCAAGAAUGUGCACAAAGGUGUUUUGCGGUGAUGGAAAAGCAUACAUUUGAAUGGAUUGGAAUUGGAUGGCCGGGAAAUGGUGCAAAUAAUUUGCAAUAUGAUCAUCUCAAAAGGUUCUUAGUCAUCUUUGGUCAUUUGAUUCGAUCGAUUAGAUGGCUGCCCCACGGAUAUCCCGAAUAUGAUCAAAAUACAAUUCAUAUAAUUGCGAAAUGGUGUGGUAAGACACUAAAGGAAUUUCAUAUAUAUGAAUAUAACUUAAUAAUGAAUGACCAAAUACAAUUUAAAGCGUUGGAAAAAUGGUCGUUUUGUGAUGCAUUACCGCACAACUUCAGGCUGGAUUCACCAUUGAGAUGUCUAUACAUCUCCGGUGAUGCCGUAGGACAGCGACCAUGGUUUGUGCGUGAGUUUCCACAUUUGGAACAGAUCCAGUUUGGUCAAUGCGAUAACCUAACACACAGUAUAUUAAUUGAGUUUUUAUUACUCAAUCCGCAGUUGAAGAGCCUGGAAAUUUAUGAAUGCCAGAGCUUGCCAUAUUUGACACUCGAAAUUAUUGCAAGUUGUUCACCAAAUCUCGAACAUCUGUGCUUUUUCGAUUCGUACUUUUUGAGAAGAACGUAUAUCUUACAAAAACGAGAUGUUUUGAGGCCAUUGAUCAAAUUACGAAAACUAAAAAGUUUGGAUUUUCGAUGUUCAUAUCGAUUUUCUUAUCGAUUUUCGUACCGAUUUUCAUACCGACAAUUGAUCAACUUUUUAGUUGAAAAUGAUUUACCAAUUGAACGAUUGGCACUCAAUCCGAUGGAUACGCGCAUUUCAAGCCAAUACAUACCAACAUUGAAAACACUUAUACACAUUGUUAUUAAAGGAAACAUUACAGUAGAUAGGCUCAUCAGAUUGAUGAAAACGCAAACCGAUUUAAAGACAAUUAGUUUUGAACCAUAUUGUCAAUUGGAAACUGCCACAUCCGUUUAUCAUGUGUCAAAGAUUACGGAAACUUUAAAAUAUGGACUAAACUUACAUCGGGUGGUGUAUUUUGGACCUGGAUUUGAUAUCAAUUUAAAAGAAUACGAAUCAAUUCUGGCCCUUUCAACCGGUCGUGUUUAUGUUGAAAUUCAAACAUCACAAACCAAGAUCGAUGUUCCACACAGCGUUUUACAAGCGAAUCGUAAAUGGGUGAACAUUAAAAAGUAUCGUUUGGGUGCUAAUAUGCGGCAAUGGUAAAGCCUUAUUUUUUGUUUUAUUUCGUAAUUUCAUCACUGGAUUCUACAUAUUUAUU